AAUAUGCAGCCUUGCAGUGCCGCACUCAUUUUUAAUCUUCUCGUCUCUUCACUUUCACCGCAAAACCAACCCAACAAAAGCUCUCUCCUUUCUUAGCUAUCGCUCUCUCAAAAAUUUCUCCUUUUUGAUACUCUUCAAUCCAUCAAAACCUGCCACUAUUAUUACCUUAAUCUAAUCACUGCGAGCCCUAGAAUUCCUUUUGUUUUCUCUUGCUCUUCAAGGCAUGACGCUGGUUUCCCAGGCUGGUCCAUCAUACUGUAUACCUACUGAUAUAAGCCGCUGUAAAACUGCACAAAAUGUGGUUAUUGGUAUGGCUAGUAACAUUGAUGCAUCUAAGCUGAAGGAAACACCCGCCAGAUUCUCUUCAUUAUCAUGUAAUUCUAGCAAGACACCUAAGAUUCUGAGUUCAGAGAGUCUGUCCGUAGGAAUGAAAAGAGGGCAUCAAUUUGUUGUCGCCGCAAGCCCUCCUACAGAAGAUGCUGUCGUUGCCACAGAACCACUAACGAAAGAGGAUCUUAUUAGAUACCUUGCCUCUGGUUGCAAGCCUAAGGAAAAUUGGAGAAUAGGUACAGAACAUGAGAAGUUUGGUUUUGAGAUUGGAACUUUGCGCCCUAUGAAAUAUGAACAGAUUGCAGAGUUGCUUCAUGGUAUUGCUGAGAGAUUUGACUGGGACAAAAUAAUGGAAGGUGACACCAUCAUAGGACUUAAACAGGAGAAGCAAAGCAUAUCAUUAGAGCCUGGUGGUCAGUUUGAGCUCAGUGGAGCACCUGUAGAAACUUUGCAUCAAACUUGUGCAGAAGUUAAUUCACACCUUUAUCAGGUGAAAGCUGUUGCAGAGGAAAUGGGAAUUGGAUUCUUAGGAAUUGGCUUCCAGCCUAAAUGGGUACUCAAAGACAUACCUAUUAUGCCCAAGGGAAGAUAUGAUAUCAUGAGGAAUUACAUGCCCAAAGUUGGCUCACUAGGACUUGAUAUGAUGUUUAGGACUUGCACUGUUCAGGUUAACCUGGACUUCAGUUCCGAGGCUGACAUGAUAAGAAAAUUUCGUGCUGGCCUUGCUUUGCAGCCGAUAGCAACAGCUCUAUUUGCAAACUCACCUUUCACUGAUGGAAAACCAAAUGGCUAUCUCAGCAAGAGAAGCCAUAUCUGGACUGAUACUGACAACAACCGUGCUGGGAUGCUCCCAUUUGUUUUUGAUGACAACUUUGGGUUUGAGCAGUAUGUUGAUUAUGCUCUUGAUGUUCCAAUGUAUUUCGUGUAUCGGAAAGAGAAGUAUAUUGACUGUACUGGAAUGUCAUUCCGGGACUUUUUGGCAGGAAGACUUCCAUGCAUUCCUGGUGAAUUGCCUACUCUUAAUGACUGGGAAAACCAUUUGACAACAAUAUUUCCCGAGGUCAGGUUGAAGAGAUACUUAGAGAUGAGGGGUGCUGAUGGAGGGCCUUGGAGGAGGUUAUGUGCAUUGCCAGCAUUUUGGGUAGGGCUGUUAUACGAUGAAGACUCACUUCAAAGUGUUCUAGACAUGACAGCUGACUGGACUUCUGAAGAAAGACAAAUGUUAAGGAAUAAGGUUCCAAAGACAGGUCUAAAGACACCAUUCCGGGAUGGGCUGUUGAGACACGUUGCUGAAGAAGUUCUAAAGCUAGCUAAGGAUGGCUUAGAAAGGAGAGGCUUCAAGGAAGUUGGUUUCUUGAACGCAGUGGCUGAGGUGGCCAGCACAGGCAUAACACCAGCAGAGAAGCUUUUGGAACUUUACCAUGGAAAGUGGGGGCAGUCUAUAGAUCCUGUUUUUGAAGAGCUACUUUACUAAGGUGAAUUAGGUUUUUGAAUCUCUGCAGCAGUGUCCUGCUAUGUAAUUCUCUCUGUUUACUUUGGGUGUAAGCCUUGUUCAUGUUCUGAACUAUUUUUACCUACUGUUACUGAUAGUUUGUCUUAUGCUGAAUAAAUUUCAAUGUAAAUCCUUGGUACGAGGAUUCUCGUGAAACUCUCAUUGAAUACACCCGGAUAGUUUGGAGCGAGUGAAUAUUUUUUUUUACUUCCAGAGUAAUAACAAACUAAUUGUAUGCUUUUCACAAGCAUUUAUGGUUAA
Molecule: messenger RNA, 2083 nt
Organism: Populus trichocarpa (black cottonwood)
Lineage: Eukaryota; Viridiplantae; Streptophyta; Magnoliopsida; Malpighiales; Salicaceae
Product: glutamate--cysteine ligase, chloroplastic
Exons: 16
Coding region: 224-1804 (526 amino acids)
Biological process (GO): glutathione biosynthetic process; modified amino acid biosynthetic process
Molecular function (GO): glutamate-cysteine ligase activity
Source: RefSeq, a predicted model, not a curated record